Messenger RNA from Colletotrichum aenigma, 1266 nucleotides. RefSeq names its product Extracellular sulfatase SULF-1-like protein. The record is from RefSeq and is a predicted model, not a curated record. Bases 1 to 1266 code for a protein of 421 amino acids. NCBI's taxonomy places the organism in Eukaryota, Fungi, Ascomycota, Sordariomycetes, Glomerellales, Glomerellaceae. The transcript has 2 exons.
AUGUUAUCCUUCACACCAAGCAAACCUCCUACUACGUGUUCAGCUGGUCUUCUUGGAGAGGGUGCUGACUGUGAACCGACCGGCUUCGAUUACUGGAGCAUCGUCCCAGGACAGGGCGAGUACUGGGACCCUCAGUUCAUCGAACCUGGUCCUAAUGGCGGCAAGUCCACCAUGAAUCGGGUACCAGGCUACGCAACAGACGUCAUCACCGACAAAUGCAUUGAUUGGAUGUCGAAUCGUGACAAACAGCGCCCUUUCUUCCUCAUGUGCCAUCACAAGGCUCCCCACCGCAGUUGGGAGUGCGACAACAAGCACAAGCAUCUCUACAAAGACCCGGUACGACUACCUGACACCUUUACGGACGAUUAUAAAAACCGGGCAAAUGCAGCCAAAGUCGCCAAGAUUUGUGUCGCCGAGGACCUCACCUAUGGAGACCUUGGGAUUGUCCAGCCUGAGGGGCACAGUAGUGAAGUUGGCCAAAAAAUGAUCGACAUUUGGUGGUGGAACGAUCGCAAGAUUCCUGCCCCUGAGGAUGUCACAAACCUCAAGCUAGUCUGCAAAGAUGACGGCACAGUCUUCACUUUCAAGACUAAGGACAUCGAUGACAACGUCGGCAGAAUGCUCGAAUGGCUGGAGUCAGAGGGCCUUGCAGAAAACACUAUAGUUAUUUACACGUCUGACCAGGGCUUCUUCCUAGGUGAACACGGUUGGUUCGACAAAAGGUUCAUGUACGAGGAAAGCUUCCAGAUGCCGUUCAUGAUCCGAUACCCCAAGGCCAUUAAGCCGCAGUCUGUGUGCAAUGAUAUUAUUUGUAACGUGGACUUUGCACCGACCUUCCUCGACUUUGCCGGUGUCCGGAUCCCGAGCUACAUGCAAGGGCGAUCCAUUCGACCUCUCCUCCUCGGAGAAGAUCGAGUCGAGCCGUCUUGGCAGCAAGUGGCAUACCACAGGUAUUGGAUGGAUCGAGAUGUAAUCCACGAAGCCUAUGCGCAUUAUAGUGUGCGCGAUCAGCGAUAUAAGCUGAUAUACUGGUACAACGAAGAUUUGGGAAUGGAGGGUGCGCGUUCAGGUGGGGAAGAAAAGGAGUGGGAGCUCUUCGAUUGCCAAGAGGAUCCGCUCGAGCUCUUCAACUGCUACAAUGACCCCAAAUACCUAGGCAUAGUGAAGAAGAUGACAAAGCUUCUUAACGAGAAGAUGGCUGAGAUUGGGGACGAACCGAUACAUACCAAGUUGGCUGGAUCAAAGUUGCUCAUUGGCGUCCACUGA